Messenger RNA from Ziziphus jujuba (common jujube), 1781 nucleotides. RefSeq lists its product as uncharacterized. The transcript is spliced from 5 exons. The coding region runs from base 179 to 1384 and encodes 401 amino acids. NCBI's taxonomy places the organism in Eukaryota, Viridiplantae, Streptophyta, Magnoliopsida, Rosales, Rhamnaceae. The record is from RefSeq and is a predicted model, not a curated record.
AACAAUCAGAAACUCAGAGCUGUUUUAUCACCUCAGGCUUUCUGCUUCUUUUUCUUCUUCUUCUUCUUCUUGCUCCAAACAAAACCCUAGAAACCUCAAUUUCCUAACCAAAAAAAAAAAAAAAACAUUUUUAUUGUUAUUAUUAUUUAUUUAUUUAUUAUUGGGUUUUCAAGAAGCAAUGGCCUCAGUUAUGAAGCCGUCGUCGCGCUACAGUUCCUACGAUUCUCGCUCCUCAACAUCCUCUCACUUCUCCGACCCAUCUUCUUCUUUGGAGUUCAAGCUCAAAUCCAAUAUCUCCUCCGGCCACACUUCCUCCUCCUCCGGUGCCCUCGUCAAAUCCAAGCCCUCCGAUCUCUCCAAGCCCAAAUCCAAGCCAUCCGAUCCCAACUUCACCACCAUGGUCAAGAAGUUCAUGGAGAAGAGGUCUACUAUGUCUUCAAAAACCAAAGUGGAUCAUCAUCGGGCCGGUUUGGUCAUUCCGUCCGAUUUAAUCGCCGAGGACUUGAAGAAGACUGCGAGGAAGGGGAACAAUUUCGGAACUUUGCAUAGAAAACUGUUCGGGAAAGGAACGCCGUCGUCGGAGAAGGAGAAGGGGAAGAAGGAACUGAAGGCUUUGACAGAGGUGAAAGGGAACACGAGGACACUGGCUAUGGUUUUGAGGAGUGAGAGGGAGCUUUUGAGUCAGACUAAGGAACAGGAAUUGGAGAUCGCUGACCUCAAGUUGAUGCUUGAGGACAAGAACAGAGAGGUGGAGAAAUUGAAGGAUUUGUGCUUGAAGCAAAGGGAGGAAAUCAAGGCAUUGAAGAAUGCAGUAUUAUUCCCUGAUGUUAUGAAUCCUGAGCUUCAAGAUGUAUUGGAGAAGCAGAGCUCAGAGCUGAAGCAAGCUAAACAGUUGAUCCCAACACUUCAAAGGCAGGUCACUUCUCUCACUGGUCAGCUACAAUCCCUAGCUGAGGAUCUUGCUGAGGUGAAGGCUGAUAAAUAUUCAGCAAGGGCUCGUUUUCAACACCACGACAGUUCUCCAAGAACACCAACAUAUAAUCGGGAAGGGGCAUCAGAUUCUUUGGAGUAUAGCUCUGGUGAUCCAACCAGCCCCAGAAGUCCAGAUGACAUGUUUCUCAAGGAUUUAAAUCCUUGUUUGACACCCUAUUUUGCUAAAAGAAGAUCCAAGGAAUUCCACGCAAUGGGAUAUGCUGAUUCUCCAGAUGAUAAAAACUUAUCAGAAAUCGAAAUGGAGUUUGGAUUUAACUCUUCAAGGAAGUUGUCCAAAAGUUCUGAUUGUUGCCAGCAUCCUAAAACGGAAACUACAAUGCCCAGAGCAGCUCGAAGAUCAGACGAAACAAAAUGCAUAUAUGGAAAACAAAUGCACCAUAAACUUUAUUGACUCAUUUCUCUCACCUUCUCAUUUGUGAAUCAUAUGUAUUUCUCCUCUCUUUCUCUUCUGUUUCUUUUAUUGUUAUUAUUAUUACCUUUGUCAGGUUGUAUGGACCAUAAUUCUGGUCAGGUUCAAUAUACUCUCAUGCAUAAGAUAGGCCGACCAGAAAUGUAAGGCUCUCGUCACAAGCAUAAGAAAUUACAAGUAGACAAUAUUGUACAAGUUGUCGAUUUUGAGACGAGCCCUUUUAAGGUCCUCAUGAGAAAAGCUUUGAUUUGUAUGGGCUGCAUUAUUACUUUUUGGCAGGAAGGUAUUUUGUUUUUCUUGCCACUGUUUAUUACGGUUCUGUAUGACAAAUGGCAAGGAAAUUUGGAAAUGUUAUAGAAGCAUUUGUGAACACUAGCCA